GGUACAGUACAACCUACAACACACACUGCUAACUCCAGGAAACUGCAGCCAAGAUGGCGCAGGCGUCAGGGGCGUGUUGUGAGGCGAAGUGGGUGCGGGAGCAUCUUUCUGGGAGUUUGGAGGGGAACUUUCACGUCACAGUGCGCAGGCGAUCAGAUGGCCGCAUGCCUGUGGUGUUGUGCAAAGACUGCAAGCUGUACCACUGUCCGUUCUGCCAGCCGUCUGUCUACAAGCCAAAAGGAGACUAUGCAAGGGUUUGGACACAUGUAGAAAUCCACCGAAUGAGGGCCUUGCAACAUGGAGAGUUUAAUAUUCAUGUGUGCCAACUGCAGUGCAGAGGAGAAAGACAUUAUCACUGUCCAUACUGUUCAAAGACAAUUAUAACCCGGAAACAGUUUGAAAGUCAUAUGGAAAAAUGUUUGGAGAUGCAAAGAUCAGCAACAACAGCAGCAGCCACAGGUGUCCAGUCUGCUGCUCCACCUUGCACUCCAGUUCAGCUAGCUACCACAGUUGGGCAGGGUACCUUCCUCCUGCUCAAUGUCACUGCCCCUUUUCAGCAAACUAUCAUGAUGGGACAGUCCCCUGCUCCAUCUGAGCCCCCUGCUCAGUUGAAAUCCAUAGCAGUCCCUCUUGUUGAAAAAUGCGCAUCAAACCAGUGUCUUGCUGCACCUGACUGCCUCAUUGAACCCACAAUUACAGAAGGCCAUCCUGCAGCUCCACCUGACCUGUCUGUCUCAUUGGACCACCCCUCUACUUUAACAGACAACCCUGUUAAGGAAACACGAAAAAUAUUCGGAACAGUGGUGAGGAAAAUAAAAUGUCCAAUGUGUAGCCUAUACUUAAAUAAAAAAAAUCUAAGAAAACAUAAACUCAGAAAACAUUUCUGUCAGUCAAUUUCUGAGAAGGACAUAACAGCCAAGGACCAUCUUAGGAGUCAAUGCAUUGACUCUUAUAAUGGCGUAUACGCUGUAGCAAAGUCUUACAAGGCCACUGCUGUACCAGUUCAUGUCAUCAAAAAGAGAUCAGACAGCGCACACAAAAUGGUGUGUGGAGAAGAGCGGUGUGAGGCUGUUUUAGAUUUUCGAAGGAAGAGUGGCUUGCCUUCUAGACAGUGUCCUCAUCUACAGUCUGUUGAUUUUUGUUUCACUCGAGCAAGAAGAGAAGACUUGAAACCUUGUGUGUUGAAGGAACUGGUUUCUAGUAAAUGGAUUGGAAAGGACAUGGGGGCUAAGUGCCUUAACUAUCAUGAGCAAGCGUCUCAGAGUAAAGUCCCACUUGUUACUCUUGUGGAUCUUGGUGGAAGUCAUUGCUUGUUUUUGUCUGUGUUUGAGCCCGAAGUGUCACAGUAUAGCAAGUUGGGGCGGUUAUUCGUGACAUACUCUGUAAAGAGAGGGCUGUGGCAUUGUGAGUGUUCUCAAGGGAGAAUUUCCUGCUUGCACAAAUGCAUAGCCAAAUGGUAUCUCUUCCAAACCAAAAAAGAGUUAUUAAUCUCAGAUGCCAAUCAAGAUGCACCACUAAGCCUUUCUGAAUUCAUGGAAGAGACCUCCUCAGAAAAUUCAACUGGAACUUUGUAUCCACUAAAAGAAGACGGAUUAAAACAGAUGGCAAAGUACAUUUAUAACCAAAAGAAACUGCCCUCCGAGUUUCCAGAAGACAUCACCCAGUGUGAGUCUGAUAUAGACUUCCCAAAGCAUUUGGUUCCGGCUCAAACUGUCUGCCAAGAGUGCCCAGGCGGUGUUUAUUUAACAGAGCCAGUGCUGAUAACCAACAAAGCGAGAGUCAUUACUUCAACAGGAGUGAUGGAAGAUAACUCAACGUUUUUCAAACAGUGUCCAGAUUGUGAAAUGGUCUACCGUUACCAGGAGUGGAGUGAGGGACUUCACAAUUACAAUGACCACAUAAUCCUGAGUCUGCAACUGUGCAUGCUUCUACAAAAGUCAAUCGAGAAUCACACUGCUGUUGAUGGAGUGGUGGAGGUGCUAGAGCGGACAGUAGGUGUCAAGUCUCCAUGUGCCAUAGAAGUGCUUCAGGCAUACCUCCACUUUGAAGCUCUUACAAGUCACAACUGUCCAUCUGUAGUCAUGAUGGAUCUUUAUCAGAAGGGGGUUUUCAACAUGGCAGGGUUCGAGAUUACAGGUCUGUCUGAAUCGAGCAUUGGAGAAGUAAAUGCAGAGGAACUUUGGGAUUCAGUGUGCAUGGGGAUAAUAAGAAGCAGCCUGGUUGCUCGGAGUUCAAGUGAUGUUUCCACCUCAGAUGAUAAUCUCAAGGAAGCCGCAACGUCUGCAGUCACAACCCUCCUUACUCCAGCUGCAAGAAAGAGGCUGAGCAAACAAAGAACAGAGGAGUGUCACAAAGCUGUAACUAGAUAUCUUGUGAAAGAACUUCAUCCCUUGUCCACAGUGGAUUCACCGUGGUUUAGAGAGAUGACAAAAAUGCUAAACCGAAAGUACCAGCUGCCUUCCAGAGAUCAGCUCAUGAACACACUGAUGCCAUCAUGGUACUCUGUAGAGAAGAACCAUGUAAUCAAAGAGCUGCUUCAGGUGUCUGAGGCUGCAGUGACGUGUGACUGGUGGACAAGUUUUGCCCAAGACCGCUACCUGACAGUUACUUUGCACUUUAUAAUAAAGGGCCAGAUGAGGCACAAAGUGCUUCGUACAAAGCCAGUUUACGACGCACAGGCAGACACAGCAGUGGCAGAACAGAUAGGUGGCAUACUGGAGGAAUUUGGUGUCAGGGACAAAGUUGUUGCAGUGACAGUGGAUAAUGGAUCCAGCAUGGAUGUUGCCAUCAAGAAGUCACAGUUUAGGAAGCUGGGAUGUUUUGCCCAAAUACUUAGUCUUGCUGCACAGAAGGUGUACUUCAGCAUCACUGUGACCAGAUGGGCAUCAAGAAUAAGAGCUGUUGUUGUGUGGAUCAAAAGGUCUUCCACAGCUCAAACUGUUCUUCGGGAGAAACAACAGCUCUUGAAUUUACCGCAACACUCUUUAGUGCUCGAUGUCCGAACACGUUGGGGCUCAUUCUACCUCAUGAUUGAGAGGUUUGCAGAGCAGUAUGUUGCCAUACAGACCACCACCACAGAUCCACAGAUCAAACAGUCUGUUGAGAGGCUGGAAACACUCACAGACGACGAUCAUCAAAAAGCAGAGGAGUUCAUUCGGAUCAUGAAGCCUUUGUAUACGUCUUCGCUCUGCGUCUCAGCUGACAAGAGUCCAACUUGUAGUCAGAUAUUUCCUAUCCUGAAAAAACUGACGGCCAACUUUGAAACCCAGGAUGAGGACUCUCUGUUCACAGCCUCACUCAAAGAAAAAGCCCGGGAUGACCUGUUUGCAUGUUACAAGGAUGAUGAUACUUGGAAGUUCCUACAGGAGUCGAGCGCCAUGGAUCCAAGGUUCAAGAACAGAAUCAACUCAGAUGAGAUUUGGCACAGAGUGCAAAAUGCUGCAGUUAGGGUUACAACCUCAGCAAAGGUGUCAAAUCAGGAGGAACACAAACUUUGGCAUGAGGACAGAGAUGCUGAGGAUGUAUCUGAGCAAAACAAGUAUUCAGAUGAGUCUCCGUAUCCCAAAAGGCAGAGGCUGACUGGCCUGGAGGAGCUUUUUGAAGAUGAGGACAGAGCUCUGAAGAGCAUCACAGCAGCAGAAAAGACACCAAUAGCUGAACGAGUCCAGCAAGAAAUACAGCUGUACAGAAGCCUGCCUGCUGUGUCCACAUCAGAGGAUGCUUUGGCCUGGUGGUGGAGGAGACGAGACUCACUGCCUCUCCUGUCUCAACUCUCCAACUCAUACCUUUGUAUCCAAGCAUCGUCUACUCCUCGUGAGAGAGUGUUUUCCACAGCAGGGGACACAAUCAGCCGAGAGAGGUCACACAUUCUACCCGAACAGGCGGAUAUGCAGAUUUUUCUCCAGAAAAAUUGUUAAAAUCAAAAAUUUAGCAAAGCUCAAAUCAUUUUAUUUAUGAGUUAUGGGUUCAAGUACAGGACAUCAUUCACUGUGCUGCUGUGUUAAUAGUGAUAUAUUAUUAUGAGAUACCUAAUGUCAACCAGGAGUAGAAACAUUUUCUUAUGUAAAUAGAGUAUUUUUUAGAUGUGGUCAUACAAGCAAAAAUAAAUAUUUUUCACAAGGAUCAUGUACAAAAUGUGGGUAACUAUAAAAAUGGCUUCUUUUCUUAUACUUUUAGUGAGUUGUCAUUUGAGUUUGCUCUCUUUGAACCUCAAUAUGACCUUAUUAUGCUCUUAAUGCAGUAAUCAUUCAGUGGUUCUUACCACAAUACAUUUUUAUUUCUGUUUUGUAAUCAUCUGGUUGAGUAGGAAAUUCUAGCACUGACUUCCAACCCUGGUUUAGCACCAGUCUUCACAAGUACAAAGUGAUAUUGGUACUACAAUCAGUUCAUGCCUAAUGGUACCCAACCAAUGAGAGUUUCCCAAACUAGGCUUCAUACUGUAUGCUGGACUUGAGAUCUUAACACAAACAUCUUAACAGGUAGUAUGUCUUUACAAAUGAAUGACACAGGACAGGCACAAUAGCAUGUCCCCAAUUUGUUUCAGCCAAAGUAUGUUAGGGGCAGCAGUAGCUCAGUCCAUAGGGACCUGGGUUGGAAAACCGGAGGGUCGCCAGCUCAAGUCCCCGUCCGGACCAAAUGCAGAGUGUGGACUGGUGGCUGGAGAGGUGCCAGUUCAUCUCCUGGGCACUGCCAGUGCCCUUGAGCAAGGCACUGAACCCCCCCCAACUGCUCGGGGUACCUGACUCUGACAUCUCUCCACUUUGUGCAUGUAUAGGUCCUGUUUGUGCAUGUCUGUGUAUUUCGGACCAUUGUGUUAAUGACAACGGAGUGAAAAAAUUGAAUUUAAUGAAGUAUAUAAAAAUUAAAUUAAAAAUUACACAGACUGAAUAUUCCA
Epinephelus moara (kelp grouper) is the source of this 4894-nucleotide messenger RNA. RefSeq lists its product as uncharacterized. NCBI's taxonomy places the organism in Eukaryota, Metazoa, Chordata, Actinopteri, Perciformes, Serranidae. Bases 54 to 3917 code for a protein of 1287 amino acids. Gene Ontology annotation, molecular function: protein dimerization activity. The record is from RefSeq and is a predicted model, not a curated record. The transcript has 13 exons.